CACCCCACAGACACACAGGCAAGGCUCAGAUCCCUCCCUCUAACCCAGCCGGCAGCCUAUAACCUCCGCGCUUCUCCGCCCAUUCCUCCACAGUUGAUUCUUCGGGAAGGCAUUGUCAUGCAAAUAAAGGACGCGUAAAACUAUUCCCCCGGAGCACGGCGCAGGGCAGAGACUCAUAAGGACCGCGAGGAGGAGGAACACACGCAUCCCGGGGCCCCGCAAACGUGGUUUGUCUGUCGCCACAACACGGACCCGUCCAUCUGACGCAGACGUCUGCAUGGCCACAUGAGCAGCCACAUAUAGCCAGGAAGCUGGUUGGACUGCUGGAGGAAAGCCGGCGGGACCCAACAACGAGGAGGCUGCCCUUUGGUGAUUGUGGUCAUACUUCCAGUCUCCCCAGUGAAAUCGGAGGUGUCUCUUCUUCAUCUCCCUGUCCAGGCUCCCUGCUGCUGCUGCUGCUGCUGCUGCUGCUGCUACUAGAGAAUGAAAAUUACAUCCAGAGACCCCUGGAGCGCUCCUUGACACUUUUAUGUUUUAGGGGAUUUAGGAUUUCUCGAAUAUUAACGUUUUUGCACACCAGGUGUGCCGUUUUCCCUCUUGUCCUUUUUGGGAUAUAUCCAGUGACCUUCCACCGUUUAAAGUGCCUUAAAACUGGGUGUAAUCCAGCAUAACUGUGGCACUGUUACCAGACCAGAGACGCUCGACAGAGUUUUAGAAGCCGAGGCAGGAUUAUUUCUCAUCCCCCCCCCCCCCCCUCCUCAGACUUCAGCGAGUUGCCACCAUGAGCCAGGCGGAUGUGUCGACUUGCUCCGCGCCGCAGAGGGUCUUCCAGGAGGCAGUGAAGAAGGGGAACACAAAGGAGCUGCACUCGCUGCUGCAGAACAUGACAAACUGCGAGUUCAACGUCAACUCCUUCGGGCCGGAGGGACAGACAGCGCUCCACCAGUCCGUCAUCGACGGCAACCUGGAGCUGGUGAAGCUGCUGGUGAAGUUCGGCGCAGACAUCCGACUGGCGAACAGGGAAGGGUGGAGCGCUUUACACAUUGCCGCCUUCGGGGGCCACCAGGACAUUGUGCUAUACCUCAUCACCAAGGCCAAGUAUUCCUCUGGGGCCCGGUGAUCUGUCUCUGCUGUCAGGUAAAAGUAGAACAUUAAAGAGAGACAGGAGAAGAAGAAGAAGGAAAAGAGCAAAACACAUCAGCAACAAAUUCACUCUUAGAACUGCAAGGCAAGGAGAAAGCAUGCUCUUUUCAAAACAUAGCUACCAUUAUUUACAUAUUUGUGCCAAAAUAUAUGGAAAGGAAAUCAAAUUGCGCAAAAAUCUCCCCUUUCUGUAAACCAAACAGGGCCAUCUGUGCGCACCGCAUGGUUCACUCAGACCAGAGCCGUCCCGAGGUUGUAAGGGGCCUUUAGCAGAAUUAGAUCUUUUUUUUGGGGGGGGGGGGGGGGGGGGCAUACUUUUUCAAUUAAUCACCAGCGACCAUUGGAAGAGUUAAAUCACAGGUUUCUUUGAAGAUGGGAAAAAUUUGACUGUUUCUAGACCUAAAGCAAAACCGAUGCAGACCAUCUAAACCCAAGCAUCCCAGAAGUUCGACCUUCUUGUGAUAUUUAAGCUAGCUGUGUUUUUCAGCACUUUAUGGUUUAAUAUUUGCAACUUUUUCCCAGACCAAUAAAUUAAAUAAAUAAAUUAGACUUAUUCAAAUCCAGUUACAGUGUGCAAAAAUGAUAAUUUAAGCACAAAACAUUUAACUGCACUGUAGUUAUUUACUGUUAGUACAUUUGCUGUUCUUUUUUUUUUUUUUAAAGAAUUUCUUAUCUUUUUAAUGAUCUUUCCUGAAACAAUCUAAUCAAUUAUAAAACUAAACUAAUUUCACUAUAUAAACCCGUAAUUUUUUACCUUUAUAUUCUUUCCAAAACAUGGGCCCCCUUCUGAUUGUUUUGGGGCCCUAAGCAGUGCUCUUUUUCACUUAUUCCUUGGGCCGGUUCUGUCUCACACACAAUCACGCAGCGCUUCAUUAUGAAUCUCUCACAAAAAAGCACCUCACUCCGGUGAGCUUGUUGGUACUUAAAGCUUUUGUCUUGAAUGUUCAUACAACAUCGUGUCAUUGUAGAAGAAACUGUCACACCUUAUCUGUGUUGCUGUGUGUGUGUGUGUGUGUGUGUGUGUGUGUGUGUGUGUGUGUGCGUGUGUGUGCGUGUGUGUGGAUAGUGGAGUGCAGAUGGCCCAGUUUUUUCAUUCAAAGUGAAUCGUUUCUUUGUGGGAGUGCAGAUUUGACCUGUUGCUCCUCAUUGUCCUGUAAAAAUACCCACUUUUUUUUGUAAGUUAUUUUUAUGUGAAACACGGCACUUGAUGCUGCUCGGCUGCAUGCUGGAAUAUCUGAAAGGGAAGACACAUGAACAGGAGGAGAAGCCCUCUGUUGGUCUCUCUUUUUUCCUAAAUUAAUUCAUAUUAUAAACUCAAAAUGAGGAUCACACAGCUCAAUAUAUUUUUUUUCUUAUGUAUUCAGGGUUCCUGCUCAUUUUUCUUGUCACGACUCCACAUGUUUUCUGGACUCGCAUCAACAGAGUUCUCAUUUUGCAAAGUUCACUCUCUACUUACUUUAGACGUUUUAUUUGAUUGAGGUCAAGCUUUGGAAAAGGAAACCUGCAAAAAUCACAGAUUCCAAGCACGCCUGGAUGCAGCAUUUCGACAACGGGACAGUGAAUAAAGUCUGGAGACAGACACGUUUUUCCAGAGUUUAUUUCAUUUUUCCAUACAGCGUCGGAACCCUGUGAGUGACUCCAUCGUUGUUGUGAAGUACUGUACACAAUAGCUUUACCUUUUUGACAGAAGCUGAAUGGGCUCUGCAAACACACAUUUUGCCAUUGCUGGUGUCCCAAACUUUCAGGCCAGUGCGACCACUCUGCCCUGGUGGUCAUCGUAUUAAGAACCGCUGCUUUUGCUUUGUAUGUCAUUAAAGAAAAAAAAAAAAAAAAAAAAGGAAAAUUUGGAUUUCACUUUAUAAUCUCCUUUCAGUAUUCUGUUAACAUCCUAGUCAUCACUGUGAAAGCAGGCUGAUUUUAUUGUUUUUUUUCUUUUAUAUUUAUGAAGGUACAUUGAAAAGAUGCAUUUUUGAAUAUGUUGUGGUUCUACUUUUUAAAAGAAAAACACCUGUAGAGUCAGAGUUCAGUGGGUGACUCAAGCUGCUUCAGACUCUUCUUUAAAUAUUUUUUUUUUUGAGUGCAAACCUGCAACCUCCCUUCACUUCCCCCCUCCUCCUCCUUAGAUGACCCACACAGCUUUAGCCUGUUGACCCUCAAGAGGACUUUUCAAUUAAACUGACUUUUCUUUUUUUUGUUUGGUUGCCCUUUUCCCAGCUACCUCGUCUAUAAAGUAUUCUCAAGCUGUCCCGCCUCCUCCCAGCUUGCCGUGCCAGUCAUGCCAGUAUCUGUCUGCUAUGUAACCUUAACAGAGACGAUGGACUUUGGUGCAGAAGAUGCAAAGCAUUCCUCAGUCAGGACAGUUUAUGUUACACUACAACCAAACCAGUGCUGACUAAAGCAUGAGGCCCCCUCCCCCCUCUGCCUCUGAACUCCACUUUACUCUUUCUUCCUCUCUCUGUUUCCUCAUCAGCCUGUUUUAUUUUUUAUUUUUUUUCAUUGUAUAGCAUGACUUAUAAAUGCAGGGAGUUUUAUUGCACAAAAAUACAGAGCCUUGCGCACCCCUAGUGUUCAAACGGGGUAACUUCAGAAGGCUUUGGAAUAUUUUCUACUACUGAGCAGGAUUCUUCUUACUGAUGGAUGAUGAAGACUUUAUGAAAAAAAUAAAUAAAUACACAUGACUAUUGCAGGAUGUCACACAAUAAAUGAAAAAGAAAAAUUGGAUUUUGUAAGCUUGCCUGCUAUAUUUUGAAAGUCAUGUCACCCUAACUGUUUUUUUUAACAAUGCUGCUUGUUUUGUGUAUUUUCUAAUUGAUGAUUAUUUUUUAAAGCCUACAGCUUCACAGCAACAUUGGUCUAACUCAUGAGAAGCUUUUUUUUUUUUAAGUGUCUUUUAUUUCCACGUGAGCCUGACAUGUGUUUGUGUUUGCUUCUCAUGGGGGCCCGUGUGACUGGCUUUCAAACAGCCAUCAGCCAGACUCAGAAGCUUCCCUGGAAUAAUCAUCCGGAAUCCUUUCAUAAAGCUCCACUACGACAAGGUAUAGAUUCACAUCAGGCAACAAAUAAAAUAUGCAUCGCUUGUGUUUAAACUUGAUCUUUCUUUUUUUUUUUUUUUUUUGUUAAGAAAAAAAAAUAUUGCACUGAUGACUGUUGUUGAAAAGUUGGCUUUUAUGUGUCAACAUUUAAUUUUUUUCUGAAUAGAAAAAAAACAACAAACAAACACAACAAAAUACUAUUGUAUACGCUCCAGGUGAUAAUGUUCUAAUGUAUGUUUUACUUUGUGGAAAAAAAAAACAUGUUUUUCAACAAAGAUGUGUGUAUUUCUGU
This is a messenger RNA of Poeciliopsis prolifica (blackstripe livebearer), 4467 nucleotides long. It is a transcript of the gene nrarpa, whose product is annotated as NOTCH regulated ankyrin repeat protein a. The coding region runs from base 782 to 1120 and encodes 112 amino acids. Gene Ontology annotation, molecular function: enzyme inhibitor activity; phosphatase regulator activity; protein binding. Lineage: Eukaryota; Metazoa; Chordata; Actinopteri; Cyprinodontiformes; Poeciliidae. The transcript is spliced from 2 exons. Gene Ontology annotation, cellular component: cytoplasm. The record is from RefSeq and is a predicted model, not a curated record.